AUGGCGUCGCCGCCUGCACCUGGACUCCAAACGACGCCGGGCGAUGAUGGCCGUGAGCAGCGACGGGACCUUUCUCCAGCCCCCCUGCCGCCAAAGGGCAAGGAGAAGAAGAGGGUUGGCUUUGCCAGCGACAGGCAGCCUCCGGCAAAUAGUCCCGGCAGCCCAUUCCAUACCGCACAGGGCGAACCGGAGAAUGACGCCCAGGAUUACUUCUCCUUCACGCCGUCUCCAAACAGCAACGGGUCCACGCCUUUGCAUCCUGAAGGCCUAACCAGGCGACCGUCUGUCGAUGAGGCAGAGCUGGCUGCUGCUGUUGCCCGGUACUUUGAGGGCGAGCAGACCAGCGGCCGGGCUGAAAGCCACGCCGGUCCGAGCCGACCCCGUCCAGUGCUUCGAAAAUCAUCAGCCAUUACGACGCCGGACGAGAUGCCGACGGCUCCCCACAGAUCCGAGGUUGAAGCAAAGAACCGGGCUGACCGACUCGCUUAUGACGUCGGGACCUCGUCCGUUCCCGUGUCAGGCAGGAGUUCGGUCGAUUCAGGGAGAGAAACGGUAGAUCAUGAUGAUCAGUUGCUCGACCAAGCAGCCGCCGCUGCGCAAGACUUGGGACCGGAAGGAGACUCGGAGAUGCUCAGACGGCGUAGAAACGCACACCUCGAGGCCGACCAACUCGUCAAGGCUCACCGGCGCCGCAAAAGCCCUCUGAUCAACUCGUUCUUCCCCCCCAGAUCGGGCACUGCUACUCCCGUCGAGCACGACGUGGAAUAUGUGCCCCCUCCCCCGACGUACAAGGGAGGAAUCUUGGGCACCUUGCUCAAACUUUACAAUGCCGAAGACAAAUACGGCUCAGCAUACACCGAUUCCAGCGCCGCAAGCACGCCCGUGAGCUCUCCGCCGACGUCUAGGUCAAGCACACCGAAGCCAGACAGCCGCCGUUCGCGACCGCGGGCGGCACAGUCGUCGAGCACCUUGACGGGCCUUAUGGAAUCGUCUUUCGUAUUCGCCGCUCCGGGUUCUAGCAAGGACAUCUCCGAGGCAGUCUCCGAAAAGGUGAAGCAGGAGGCCAGCAAGUCGAGGAAGACGGCCAAGUCCAAGAAGAAAGCGGAAGAAUACCGGAUCAAGAUCCACAUCGCCGAGAUCAUCAACCGCCAUACUUACCUCCUCAAGCUAUGCAGGGCGCUCAUGACCUAUGGUGCCCCAACCCACCGGCUCGAGGCGUACAUGAGGAUGUCGGCUCGUGUCCUCGGCAUCGAGGGCCAGUUCCUAUAUCUCCCGGACACCAUGAUCAUCUCAUUCGACGACAGCAACACACACACCACCGAAGUCAAGAUUGUGCGCGCGGGCCAGGGCCUGGACUUCGGCCGGUUGCGGGACGUCCACGAGAUCUACAAGGAGGUGGUGCACGAUCGCAUCGGCGUCGACGAGGCGACAGCACGUCUAGACGAAAUCACCGCGCGCAAGCCGAAAUUCCCCGUCUGGUUGCGUAUCAUCCUCUACGGCAUCGCCUCAGCAAUGGUUGCCCCUUUUGGCUUCGAGGGGCGCUACAUCGACAUGCCAAUCUGCUUCAUCCUCGGCUGCCUGGUGGGGUUCUUGCAGCUCUACCUGUCUCCCUCGAACGAGCUGUACGCCAAUGUUUUCGAGAUUACCGCAGCGGUGGCGACCUCGUUCCUGGCCCGCGUCUUCGGCUCGAUACGGGGCGGCACACUCUUUUGCUUCUCGUCCCUCGCCCAGGCAUCCAUCGCCCUGAUUCUGCCGGGCUACAUGGUGCUCUGCGCGAGCUUGGAGCUGCAGAGUCACCAGAUGGUGUCGGGCUCGGUUCGCAUGGUGUACGCCCUCAUCUACACCCUCUUCCUCGGAUACGGCUUCACCAUCGGAUUGGUCAUCUACGGAUACAUGGACAGCAACGCCGUCAGCGACGUGCACUGCUCGGUCGGCGACAGCUGGUACACCAAGCGGCCGCCCGAGAACUACUACCUCCUCUUCGUCUUCCCCUUCACCCUCUGCCUCUGCUUCAUCAACCAAGCCAAAUGGAAGCAGACGCCCGUGCAGGUCUUCAUCUCCCUAGCCGGCUUCUGCGUCAACAACUUCUCCUCCCGCUUCUUCAAAGGCAACGGCAUCGUCCCGAGUUCUCUCGGCGCCUUCACCAUCGGCGUCCUCGCCAACCUCUACUCCCGCCUCGGCCGCUACACCCAGAACUGGCUCUUGGACAUGUGGGAGCACCACGUCGAGCCGCGCCUCUACCGCCUCGCCGGCAAAUUUCGCCCGCGCCACUCGCCAUACUAUAACUGCCCGCCUGCCGUCGACUCGGACGAGACCAUCUCGAACCAGAAAACCCACGCCGCGGGCGACCUGGAGAUGGGAGGAGGAGCCAUGAAACCGCAGGCGGCGGCGGCGCGGGGGGGCCCCGCCCCGCGCGCCCGCCACAUCGGCUACGGCCUCGCGGCGGCCGCCAUGCUGCCCGCCAUCUUUGUGCAGGUCCCCUCGGGCCUGGCGGCCAGCGGCUCGCUGCUGAGCGGCGUGACGAGCGCGGACCAGAUCGUCCGCAACGAGACCCUCCUCGCCAACGGCACCGUCGUCAACGGAAACACGUCCGUGGCCGCCACGUCCCAGUCGGGCAGCGGCGGGGAUCUCACCAACUCGGCCUUCAGCGUCCUCUUUAGCGUCAUCCAGGUCGCCAUCAACAUCUCGGUGGGGCUCUCGUUGAGUGCUCUGUUGGUGUAUCCCUUUGGAAAGAGAAGAAGCGGGCUUUUCAGUUUCUGA
Thermothelomyces thermophilus ATCC 42464 is the source of this 2760-nucleotide messenger RNA. RefSeq lists its product as uncharacterized. Gene Ontology annotation, molecular function: transmembrane transporter activity. Gene Ontology annotation, biological process: transmembrane transport. The coding region runs from base 1 to 2760 and encodes 919 amino acids. The transcript has a single exon. NCBI's taxonomy places the organism in Eukaryota, Fungi, Ascomycota, Sordariomycetes, Sordariales, Chaetomiaceae. The record is from RefSeq and is a predicted model, not a curated record.